AUGGAGAAACCCAAAGAAGCUUCAGUCAGCUCUGGCAAUAGCUAUGAGAAUGGCAAGACUGGAGAAAAGAGGUCAAUCGACUCGGAAGUCAACGACACUUCGGCUUCAAAAAGACCCAAGCUCCAAGAGCGUACGGAUUACACUCGAUGGCGCAUGUUGGAUGAGGCUGGUAGGCACACAUGGCACUACCUCGAAGAUAAAGAAGACGUUGAAGAAUGGCCUCAAUCCCUCGCAGACAAAUAUUUCCUAGGCCUGCCCAUGGAUCUCCCCGAUCUCCCAACUGCGAAGACACCCCUCGAUUCCGUAAAGAAUGGCCUCGAAUUCUUCCAACACCUCCAACUUCCACCUGGAAACUGGGGCUGCGAAUAUGGAGGACCAAUGUUCCUCAUCCCCGGCCUCAUUGUAACCUGGUCCGUCACAGAGACACCGAUUCCCUCCCAUGUCGCUACAGAAAUGAAGAAUUACCUAUUUGCGCGCGCCAAUCCCGACGAUGGUGGCUGGGGACUACACAUUGAAGGAGAGAGUACCGUCUUCGGAACAUCCAUGAACUAUACAGCCCUGCGUCUCCUCGGCGUGAGCGAAGAGGAACCCAGAAUGAUCAAGGCUAGGGGCACUUUACACAAGAUGGGCGGCGCGACGAAAGCUCCUCAUUGGGCGAAAUUCUGGCUCAGCGUUCUUGGGGUCUGUCAAUGGGAUAUCGUGAACCCUGUACCGCCAGAAUUCUGGCUCUUGCCUGAUUGGGUCCCCUUUCAUCCGUGGAGAUGGUGGAUUCAUAUGCGCAUGGUAUUUUUACCUAUGAGUUUUAUAUGGUCGAAGCGCUGGAGUGGCAAGAUCACACCGCUGAUUUUACAACUGCGCCAAGAGUUGUUUACGGAGUCGUAUGAUAAGAUCAAUUGGGAUGCAAAUCGAAAUACUAUUCAUGAGAAGGAUGAUUACCAUCCGAAAAGUUGGCUGUUGAAGACGGGGUUCUGGGUUAUCUCGAAUGUUUACCCGUACUUUAGAGUGGAGUCUUUGAAACAGAAAGCGGAGGACUGGGUAUUCAAAUUGAUUCAGAUGGAGGAUAAGAAUACGGAUUUUUCUAAUCUUGGACCUGUCAAUGGCCCGAUGAACUUCCUCGCCUGUUACAUUCAGGAAGGUCCAAAGGCUUAUUCUGUACAACGACAUCGAGAACGAAUGGCGGAUUUCUUAUGGGUCAAAGAAGAAGGCAUGUUAAUGAACGGCACCAAUGGAGUUCAAUGCUGGGACACAGCGUUCUUGAUUCAGUCAGUGAUGGAUGCUGAUAUGGCGGAGGAUCCAAAAUGGAAGCCGAUGUUAACCAAAGCUUUGGAGUUCCUUGAUGAUCAGCAAAUUCGAGAGAACGUUGACGAUCAAGCCAUCUGUUACAGACAGCAGCGAAAGGGGGCCUGGGGUUUUAGCAACAAGGACCAAGGUUAUGCAGUCAGUGAUUGUAUUUCGGAAGCACUUAAGGCGGUACUUGUUUUACAGAGGACUCCUGGAUACCCAACCCUUCUCGAAGACCAGAGAAUCUUCGAUGCCAUCGAUACCCUGCUCACAUAUCAGAACAAAUCCGGCGGAUGCGCAUCCUACGAACCAACACGAGGCUCCGAUAAAUUGGAAAUACUGAAUGCUGCUGAGGUCUUCGGUCGGAUCAUGAUCGAAUAUGAUUACCCAGAGUGUACAACAGCAGUCGUCACAGCACUUUCUCUCUUCACCAAAUAUUAUCCAGAAUACAGAGCUGCAGAUAUCAAAUCUUUCAAGGAACGAGCAAUUCGCUACAUCCGACGCGCACAAUAUCCUGAUGGCAGCUGGUACGGAAGUUGGGGAAUCUGCUUCACCUAUGCUGGAAUGUUUGCCCUCGAGAGUCUUGCUAGUAUUGGCGAGACGUAUGAGAAUAGCGAGCAUGUCCGCAAAGGUUGCGAGUUCCUCAUCUCCAAGCAACGAGAUGACGGAGGAUGGUCAGAGAGCUAUCGCUCCUGUGAACGAGGAAUAUACACCGAACAUCCAAGCGGGUCCCAAGUCGUCAUGACAGCUUGGUCCUGCAUUGCCCUACUCGAAGCCCAUUAUCCGGAUCGUGUUCCGAUUGAAAAAGCACUAAAGCUCAUUAUGAGUAGGCAGCAGCCUAAUGGUGAGUGGUUGCAGGAGGCGAUUGAGGGGGUUUUCAAUAAGAGUUGCAUGAUUUCGUACCCAAAUUACAAGUUCAUAUUCCCGAUGAAGGCGUUGGGUAUGUUUGCGAAACGAUAUGGGGAUAUUGCGCUUCCGUAA
Messenger RNA from Lachnellula hyalina, 2262 nucleotides. It is a transcript of the gene ERG7, whose product is annotated as Lanosterol synthase. The record is from RefSeq and is a predicted model, not a curated record. Gene Ontology annotation, biological process: triterpenoid biosynthetic process; ergosterol biosynthetic process. Gene Ontology annotation, cellular component: lipid droplet. Bases 1 to 2262 code for a protein of 753 amino acids. Gene Ontology annotation, molecular function: lanosterol synthase activity. Lineage: Eukaryota; Fungi; Ascomycota; Leotiomycetes; Helotiales; Lachnaceae. The transcript has 3 exons.